This is a messenger RNA of Microdochium trichocladiopsis, 969 nucleotides long. RefSeq lists its product as uncharacterized. NCBI's taxonomy places the organism in Eukaryota, Fungi, Ascomycota, Sordariomycetes, Xylariales, Microdochiaceae. The record is from RefSeq and is a predicted model, not a curated record. The coding region runs from base 1 to 969 and encodes 322 amino acids. The transcript is spliced from 2 exons.
AUGGCUUACAACAACAAGGUCUUCACCAUCUCUCCAUCGCAGCUCACCUCCCCGACCAACAAAACCGCCCUCAUCACAGGCGGCUCCUCGGGUAUAGGCCUCCAGACCGCGCUCCUCCUACACUCCCUAGGCAACAACGUCGUCAUCGUGGACCUCCAAGCCCUCCUCGCCUCCCCGCGAUACCUCUUCCACGAGGCCGACGUCACAGUCUGGGCCUCUCAGCGCGCCGCGUUCGAGGCCGCGGUCGCCCGCUUCGGCAGGAUCGACCUCGUCCACGUCAACGCGGGCAUCGCCGAGUACGGCGACCAGUUCUUCGACGAGACGCUCGACCAGGACGGGCUGCUCGCCGAGCCGGACCGGCGGUGCGUCGACGUCUGCCUGCACGCCGCGGACGACACCGUGCGUCUGGCGGCGCACUAUCUGCGGCGGAACAACCACAACAACAGCGGCAGCAACGACAAAAAGAAGGGCGUCGUCGUGGACGGAGGAGCAGUGGCGGCCCCACCAGCAGCAGCAGGGAGUAUAGUCAUCACGGCAAGCCUGGCUGGCUACCUCGCGAGCGCGGGCGCGCCGCUGUACAGCGCGGCCAAGCACGGCGUCGUGGGCCUGAUGCGCGCGCUGAAGCGGGACCUGGCGACGCUGGGCAUCGCCAUCAGCGUCGUGGCCCCCGGGAUCACGGUGACGCCCAUCCUCGCGGCCAGCCGGGACGCCCGGGACGUCGAGGCGUGGGUGGGCCGGAUGAGGGCCAGCGGCGUGCCCAUCAACACCCCGCAAGAGGUGGCCGCUUGCGUGGUGUGGCUGAUGGGCCUGGGGAUGGAGGGCAACGGGAAAGGAAUGCUGGUGCAGAAGGGCCUGGUCGCGGACCUCGAGGCCGGGAUCGCGGCGACCCGGGCUCAGUGGAUGGGCCAGGAGAUGCUGGAUCUGUUCAGGGGUGGGAGGACCGCGCCGUAUUUCCCCAAUAAGCUGUAA